GCAUGUGCUCUGCGUUGCAGCUGUGUUUGCAAAGCAGGAUACAAAGGGGAUGGAAGCCUCUGUUCAGAAAUGGACCCUUGUGCAGAAAUCACGCCGGGGGGCUGCAGCCGAAAUGCGGAGUGUGUCAGCACGGGCAUGGGGACCCACACAUGCGUGUGCCAGCAGGGAUGGACCGGGGACGGCCGAGACUGCUCGGAGAUCGACAAGUGCCUGCUGGCCAGCACCGGCGGCUGCCACGCCAACGCAACCUGUUUGUACAUCGGCCCCGGGCAGAAUGAGUGUGAGUGCAAGGAAGGAUUUCGAGGCAAUGGGAUUGAUUGUGAAGCAGUAACUUCAUGCUUGGAACAAACUGGGAAAUGUCAUCCACUGGCAACCUGUCAGUUUACUUCUGGCCUCUGGAGUUGUGUUUGCCAGGAGGGCUAUGAAGGAGAUGGCCUUCUGUGCUACGGAAAUGCAGCCGUGGAAUUGUCAUUUCUCUCUGCAGCAGCUAUAUUUAACCAGUGGAUAAACAAUGCUUCUCUACAACCCAUGCUGUCAGCUGCCUCAAACCUCACUGUCCUCGUGCCUUCCCAGCAAGCUAUUGAGGACAUGGAUCAAGAUGAAAAAACCUUUUGGUUGUCCAAGAGCAAUAUUCCAGCCCUAAUAAAAAACCAUAUGCUGCUGGGCACAUACAGAGUGGCAGAUCUGCAGGCUCUGUCACCUUCGGACAUGCUGGCAACGUCUUUGCCCGGUAACUUCCUUCACCUGGCGAAGGCAGAUGGGAAUGUCACGAUCGAAGGGGCAUCUGUAGUUGACGGUGAUAAUGCAGCCACAAACGGCCUGAUACACGUCAUCAACAAGGUUCUGGUUCCCCAAAGAAGCCUAUCUGUCUCCUUGCCAAACCUGCUCACCCGGCUGGACCAGAUGCCCGACUAUUCCAUCUUCCGGGGCUACGUCAUUCAAUAUAACCUGGCCAGUGCGAUCGAGGCAGCCGACGCUUACACAGUGUUUGCUCCAAACAACGAGGCCAUCGAGAAUUACAUCCGGGAGAAGAAGGUCACAACUCUAGAGGAGGAUGUACUCAGGUAUCAUGUGGUCUUGGAGGAGAAACUCUUGAAGAAUGACCUGCACCACGGCAUGCACCGGGAGACCAUGCUGGGCUUUUCCUACCUCCUCGGCUUCUUUCUCCAUGAUGAGCAGCUCUACGUAAAUGAGGCCCCGAUAAACUACACCAAUGCGGCCACUGACAAGGGAGUGAUCCAUGGCUUGGGGAAAGUUCUGGAAAUUCAGAAGAAUAGAUGUGAUAAUAACGACACUGCUAUUGUACAAGGAAAAUGUGGCAAGUGUCUCCAGCAGCCAGUCUGCCCGUUUGGAACUAAACAACUAGGUGAAGAGAUAAGGAGAUGUAUCUAUACCAUUUAUUUCAUGGGCAAGCGAACCCUGUUCAUUGGGUGCCGGGCAAAAUGCGUGAAAACCAUCAUUACGAGAGCAUGCUGUGCGGGCUUCUUUGGUCCCCAGUGCCAGCCCUGCCCUGGGAAAGCCGGGAACGUCUGCUUUGGAAACGGGAUCUGCUUGGACGGGGUGAAUGGCACGGGUGUGUGUGAGUGUGGAGAGGGCUUCGUGGGCACAGCCUGUGAGACCUGCGCCGAGGGCAAGUACGGCGCCCACUGCGACCAAGUGUGUUCUUGUGUCCAUGGGAGAUGCAACCAAGGACCCUCAGGCGACGGUUCCUGCACCUGUGACCUUGGCUGGCGAGGAGUGAGAUGCGACACAGAGAUCACGAAAGACGGCUGCAAUGGGAUGUGCCACACCAGUGCCAACUGCCUUCUCAAUCCGGACGGCACAGCCUCGUGCAAAUGCGCAGCAGGAUUCCAAGGGAAUGGAACGGUGUGCACAGCCAUCAACGCCUGUGAGACCAGCAACGGAGGUUGUUCUGCCCGGGCUGACUGCAGGAGAACCACCCCCGGGAGCCGGCGGUGUGUGUGUCGGGCAGGCCACACGGGCGAUGGCAUCGUGUGCCUCGAGAUCAACCCAUGUUUGGAGAACAAUGGUGGCUGUCACAAGAACGCAGAGUGCACACAGACGGGACCCAACCAGGCGGUCUGUAACUGUUUGCCCAAAUACACUGGAGACGGGAAGGUCUGCACGCUCAUCAACACCUGCUUAACCAGAAACGGCGGCUGUAGUGAAUUUGCUAUCUGCAAUCACACUGGGCCAGAAGAACGGACGUGUACUUGCAAGCCCAACUACAUUGGGGAUGGGUUUACCUGCCGUGGCAACAUCUACCAGGAGCUUCCCAAGAACCCAAAAACGUCCCAGUACUUCUUCCAGUUGCUGGAGCAUUCUGUGAGAGACCUGAGUGGUCCAGGCCCCUUCACCAUCUUUGCACCUUUAUCUGCAGCCUUUGAUGAGGAACCUCGGAUUAAAGACUGGGACAAACAGGGUCUCAUGGCCCAGGUUCUUCGCUAUCAUGUGAUUGCCUGUCACCAGCUGCUUCUAGAAAACCUGAAAUUGAUCCCAAAUGCUACUUCUCUCCAAGGGGAGUCAGUGGUCAUCUCCGUCUCUCAGGACACAGUUUAUAUAAAUAAUAAGGCUAAGAUCAUAUCCAGUGAUAUCAUCAGUACCAAUGGAAUCAUCCACAUCAUAGACAAAUUGCUGUCUCCCCAAAACUUGCUUAUCACCCCCAAAGGUGCCUCUGGAAGGAUUCUGCAAAAUCUUACGACAGUAGCAACAAACCAUGGCUACACCAAAUUCAGCAACCUACUACAGGAUGUGGGCUUGCUGGGCGUCAUCACUGACCCUAUCCACACUCCGGUCACUGUCUUCUGGCCCAGCGACCAAGCCUUGCAAGCCCUACCCCCCGAACAACAGGAUUUCCUGUUCAACCAAGACAACAAGGACAAGCUGAAGGAGUAUUUGAAGUUCCACGUGAUUCGAGAUUCCAAGAUUUUAGCGGUGGAUCUCCCCAGGGCCACUGCCUGGAAGACCCUGCAAGGCUCAGAGCUGGGUGUGACGUGCGGAGCUGGCGGUGACAUCGGCGAGCUCUUCCUGAAUGACCAAACAUGCAGAAUUGUGCAGCGAGAACUCUUGUUUGACCUGGGUGUGGCCUACGGCAUUGACUGCUUCCUGAUUGACCCCACCCUCGGGGGUCACUGUGACACUUUUGCCACAUACAAUUUUUCGGGAGAUUGUUGGAGCUGUGCCAAUACCCCCAGCUGCCCGAGGUGGAGUAAACCAAAGGGCGUGAAGGAGAAGUGUCGAUACAACAUGUCCUUCAAAGGGUACCUGGAAGGCUGCCGGGAGCAGUGCACCAUGGUGAUACGGCUCCCCAGGUGCUGCAAGGGCUACUUCGGGCGAGACUGUCAGGCCUGCCCUGGAGGAGCGGAUGCGCCCUGUAAUAACCGUGGUAUCUGCCUCGAUCAGUACUCGGGUAUAGGCGAGUGUAGAUGCAACACGGGCUUCAACGGGACGGCGUGCGAGCUGUGCCUGCCAGGGAGAUUCGGGCCUGACUGUCAGCUCUGCGGCUGCUCAGCCCACGGACAGUGUGAUGACGGCACCACGGGCUCCGGGCAGUGCUUCUGUGAAACGGGGUGGACGGGCCGCUUCUGCAACACUCAGACAGCCUUGCCCCCCGUGUGCACGCCUCCUUGUUCUGUUCACGCCACGUGUAAGGAAAACAACACGUGUGAGUGUAACCUGAGUUAUGAAGGGGACGGAUUCACGUGCACAGGUAGGUGCCGUUGGGGCGCGUGUGAAAUAGAGCGGGGCAGGAGCAGAACGGGACUUGGUCAGAAAUGUGUCUUGUGCUGCCCAUCGGUAACAAUAGGCCUGACACCCGGGCUGCAGGACCUGGGAGAAACUGAGCAACUUCCUUUCAUAGAGGGGUUGCCCACAUGGGGCAAAGAGGCAGAUGGCCACAGAUCUCCACCAGCCCCCCUCUCAUUUCCCCAGGAGACCAGGUUUGUUGAUGGAAGAGCCAUUCUGCAGUGGGACAUCUUUGCCUCCAAUGGAAUCAUUCAUGUUAUUUCCAGGCCUUUAAAAGCACCCCCUGUCCCACUGGCUUCAGUGCACACCGGCAUGGGAACAGGGAUAUUCUUUGCCACCGUCCUGGUCUUUGGAGCUGCCACUUUGGCUGCAUAUUCUUACUUUCGGCUAAACCGAAGAACAGUUGGCUUCCAGCGUUUUGAGUCGGAGGAGGAUAUCAACGUCGCGGCUCUUGGCAAGCAGCAGCCUGAGAAUAUACCAAACCCCUUGUAUGAGAGCACCCCAUCCGCUGCCCCAGAGCCUUGCUGCGACCGCUUCGUGGACGCCGAAGACCAGCAGCUGGACAACAGUGACCCCCUGGGGGCGCUGUGAGGGCCCAGACCUGCUGCGGCCAGCCACCCCCCUCGGCCAUCUGCCCACCUACCCAAGCCUCCUCAAAAAGGCUGUCAACUGUGAAUCCUCAGCACCAGUUGCCUUUUGGAAAGUAAGGUCCUUUCACACUUUAAAGUAUGAAGCACUCAAGCCAUACCUCAUCUCUUUGGUUAAUCUGGGGGAUUACUUUGUUUCUGUGGGUGAGGGGCCGUGUUAAACCUACCCACCAACCCCGGGGGACUAUCCCUCCACUGUCCUUCCUUUGUACCUUUAGACGGCACUUAAGUACGUUCUCCCCAACACUAUAACCUUAUCUCCUUUCCCUGUUAGAUUGUAAGCAUCCAAAGGCAGGGACCUGCCUCAUUCAUCUUUGUAUCUCGGGGUCUGGUACAUGCAAUGUGCUCAAUAAAUGUUUAUGGAAGAGAAUUAAAGUCAACGGAACAAAUCUGGUGUUUGGGGAAACAAAAAUACUGUUUGCCACAGGAAGGGUCAAAGUUUGAAGGUAAAAUCCACUUACUGGGGCUAAUUAGGGCCUUUUCAUUUAGCCAACACCUGCCUUAUAAAGUCUUCUUUCUCAA
Molecule: messenger RNA, 4913 nt
Organism: Leptonychotes weddellii (Weddell seal)
Lineage: Eukaryota; Metazoa; Chordata; Mammalia; Carnivora; Phocidae
Source: RefSeq, a predicted model, not a curated record